This is a messenger RNA of Sitodiplosis mosellana (orange wheat blossom midge), 543 nucleotides long. RefSeq lists its product as uncharacterized. Bases 89 to 370 code for a protein of 93 amino acids. The record is from RefSeq and is a predicted model, not a curated record. NCBI's taxonomy places the organism in Eukaryota, Metazoa, Arthropoda, Insecta, Diptera, Cecidomyiidae. The transcript has 3 exons.
UCGACUACCUCCAAAAAUAUUUUUCACCGGACAUUCAGUAGCCCCAAAGAGAAAAAAAAUUGUAUAAAAAGUCGACGCUGUUCUGAGGAUGGUAUCAGUUUUCGUUUAUCGCUCAAACAAACUAAACAACAAACCAACUAUCAACAUGUUCAAAGUUAUCGCUUUCGUCUUCAUGCUUAUCGCUUGCGCCUGCGCCAAGCCAAAGCCAGAUAUAUUUUACAGUUCACCAGUUGUGACGGCUCCAUUGGCUGCCAGUGUCUAUAGCCCAUAUGCAUAUGGCGCAUACAGUGCUUAUCCAUCAUACUACUCGGCCUACUCCCCAUACUAUGCAUCAGCAUACUCAGCAUACGCUUCACCAUACAUCUUGUAAAUCAUAUCACAGUGAUUUCCAAUAGUUGUACUACAUUUGCUGAUAGAAUCAAAUACUCUUUCCCGGCCCAAAACGAAUCUAAAUCAACGUUUUAUUUUCAAUUUGUAACCAUUUGUGUGAAGAAAAUCCAAUAGCUGAAAAUAAAAUGCAAACAUUUUUCUACUGAAACAAAA